Archocentrus centrarchus (flier cichlid) is the source of this 2471-nucleotide messenger RNA. RefSeq lists its product as uncharacterized. The record is from RefSeq and is a predicted model, not a curated record. The transcript is spliced from 17 exons. NCBI's taxonomy places the organism in Eukaryota, Metazoa, Chordata, Actinopteri, Cichliformes, Cichlidae. Bases 109 to 2436 code for a protein of 775 amino acids.
GUGGUCUGGUUAUUUCAACUAAGUGAUUUGCUUGAGCUUGUGUUGGUUAGUAGGUGUAGUUUGCUAGCAGUCAGGCUAGCUUUAGACACUGCCAACAUCUCAGUGGCUAUGGUGUUCAAGUUUAGCCUUAGUGUAGCCUUCCUCCUGUUCCUGUGCUCAGCUGCAAGAUGUGAUCUCAUUACGGAUGGAGUUCAUAUGGAGUGUCGUGAGCGUUACUUCAUGAUAGCUGUUGAUCUCUCCUUGACUGGAAAGGAACCUGGUUUUGAGGCUGUGGAUGCAACAGGAGUGUAUGCCAUCACUGAGCAGUAUGCUGCAAAGUGUGGCUAUGCUGUCAGUGUUCUCCCUUUCCUGGGCCACACGGAGCUCAGAGCUUCUUAUUUCAGCUGCCACACUGACAACAAAGAUGAUGUGUUCUUCUUCAAUUUCAACUUGAUUGCUACAUAUAAAGGAAAGAAGGCCAUCUAUGGAUUGAACAAGACCUGCACUUCAUCUCUGCAGUGGUCUCACAGAGAGGUUACCUGUGAGACCAACUACAUGGAAGUGUCUGUGAGGAGUGACAUUACCUGUCCUUUUGGGACAAAUGGAGACAACGGGAAUGCAGUCUCAACUGCACAGAACUCCAGCACCUCAGACUGGCAGGUGACGUUUCAAAGACCAGAGGAGCAGGUGCCGUCCAUGAACCUCUCUCAAGCACAGAAGCAGGGCUAUGCAUUUGACUUGCGACAUGGACGACUCUUAUUUCGAACGCCAUAUGGACAGCCUGACUCGCUGAGUGCUGAGGUGGAGAAUGUUCCAGUAGAGGCAGUCCAUGCAACUGUGUUCUCCAGACAAAACUGGAUUGUCCUCAUGGUUGACUUGUUGGCUGCUUGCUCCAUGUAUGAAGGAUAUUUUGAUGAUGGUGGCUAUAUGAUGUGGAAGACUCCAGAGGUGCUGUACCCCAGUAUUGGUGGCACGCAGAUCAGGAUUGGGCUCAACGGGGAUCUUCUGGAGCAGCUAAUUGCGCAGAAGAAGGGCUACAUUGUGGAGAAGCACAAAGGCACGGUCCACAUCGGCAUCCCUUAUAAGGCUGACGGAGGAUACAGGAAGAGCUUUGUUAACGGCAGCCUCUACGAGUUUUACAUCUUCAACCUCUACGUGGAGCAGAUCUUGCUGGAUCACGAUUAUGUGGAGACCAUGCUCCAGUUUCGCAGGACUCUGGUUACUCCCCUGCUGCCCUGCACAAUUUUCACCAAUAACCAGACAGUCAUUGAAGAACAAAUGUUCACCAUCUAUCUCGGAGAUGUCCCUGAAGAUGUUCAGUUAGUUUCUGUCCAGCUGAAUGGACAAGAUGUUGCACUUGCAUUUAUAAGUGCAAGCACCCACAACAUCACAGAAGUUCUUCACCCCAACACCACCCAUGGCUACACUCUGAAGGUGCUCUUCUCUGACCCUGCUGUUAAACAGAAGUUCUUUGUAGAAGAUGCAGUUCUUCAAUUUAAGCUGGAUCUUAACUACACACUGACUGUACUGCCUGAAAAUGAGCCUUAUUACCACCUGGCAUCCAUUGUAGCAGUGUUUACAGAUGUCUCCCCUCCAGCCUUUGAUGCCGUCUGCUCAAAGUCUGGGAUACGCUUCAAGCUGGCCUACCGUCCUUUUGAUUACGUGUGGCAGAUCACCAUUGGCUCUGAUGUGCUAACAUCAGAACUGGCAGAGCGGCGUGGCUACAUCAUGAGUAACAACAGCAACACUUUGAUACUUGAUGUGCCGCUCUACACUCAAGGGUAUCAGUACCAGGACGUCACUUUGACGGGAUUCUCUGGAACUUUUGAGAUCCUUGUGAGGGAUCGUGACACAUCAGAAGUGCAGGCCUCCACUGUGAAGACCUGUCUGUUCUAUCCUCCUGAAUUCAUCAUGUGUUCGACCGAUGGGAGGGUGACUGUGGUGGCUAACUUGCCUCUGGUGGUCCCAAGUGGUGGGGGGCCAUUAAGAACCAGCCUGAUAGACAAAUCCUGCGGGCCCAAAGAUGCAGAUGGCACCAGGGCCCUGUUUUCUUUUCCUGUCAAUGGCUGUGGCUUCAUGUUUGAGCUUGGGAAUGACAGUGUAACCUAUAAAAAUGAGAUUCUCUACAAGAAUUACCAGAACACGAUAGACUUGGUGUCAUAUGAUCUUACUGAGAGGGUCAUUGUGCAGUGCACAUAUCCUCUAUCUGGUCUCCAUCAGCUCUUCACAAUGUACAAAUUUGUGUCUGACACAGUUGGUGUUGGUAAAAUCAUCCGCACAGUGCAGCCCACAGCAGGUCUGCAACCUGUCACCAGCAAGCCCGCUGCAGCACUUCAAAGCAGACCUACUAUGGCAAGACAAAUAAGAAAACCUAUUGCAUUUGUGCCCGGUGUCCGUCCAUCAGCUCGCUACUUCAGGGUGUCUAAGGUUCAUAAUCUUGCACGUGGCAAAGUAUGACCAUGCCUUUCUUUUUGUGGUGGCAUCUCUGCAGG